Molecule: messenger RNA, 4898 nt
Organism: Gryllus bimaculatus (two-spotted cricket)
Lineage: Eukaryota; Metazoa; Arthropoda; Insecta; Orthoptera; Gryllidae
Source: the annotation of a GenBank genome assembly
UAUUCAGAAUUUGGUAAAGCAUGAGAUAAGUUUGUGUUUACAAUGUUGGCAACGUGUUGACGUGGAAGAAAUUUGUCAAUGGUAUCAUGAAAACAUGACACCAAUGGGCGUAACAUAACCUGUAAAUUGUAUGCAAAUAAUGAAGAGUUGUGAGUGGUUUGAAAUGUCAUUGUGACGAGAAAAUGUAAGCAAUCGAAUUAGCUGUGUUAGUAACGUUAUGAGAUGUAUAACUAAUCGCUUGAUAGAAAUCCAUCUUUGCGUAUUAAAAGCGUAUACGCAAUGGCAUGUUUUCUUGUCAAUGGUCACACAACAGUGGUUUCUAUUCCGGAAUUCGAGCACACCGAAAAUUAUACUCUCUACCACAUUCAUAUUAGUGUGGGAUCAGUGUCGUGGAAAGUACAACAUAGAUACAACGACUUCGCUGAACUCCAUGAUAAACUAAUUGUAGAUCAUGGGGUCAACAAAGAUUUACUUCCACCCAAAAAGGUGAUAGGGAAUAGAGAUCCAGCAUUUAUAGAAAAAAGAAGAACAGCUUUAGAAGCGUAUCUGAUAAAUUUGGUGAGCUUCUUGCAGAAAGCUAUGCCUAGAGAGCUUGCUUUGUUUUUGGACUUCCACUAUUAUGAUAUUACAUUUCUACUUCAAAAUCUGGCUCUUCAAUUGUUCACCGAAGGCGAUUAUUUAUUGCAAAAUUCAAAACAUCAUUAUUUUACUCCCUUGCAAUUGCAUGCAAUUAGUGAGCGAUUGAAGCAGCCAUGUCCAUCACUUGAAAUGUUAGAUAGAAAACUCGACUUUAGCCAUGUUUUGGACUUCUGUAGUCAGUUGCGGGGGAUUACAAUAAAAGGAAGCAAAGCACCUAUUGGAACAAGCAAUAUUGUUCCAAACUGUCUGCAAUUUGAGUUAUCUGCUUUCAAAUUUGUUGAGAAAUUAACUCUAGUUGGUGUAGAGUUGGCUAAUAUAUAUGGUACUGGUAAUCUCCGUGAAACAUUAAUUUCCAUAAGUGUACAUUACUCAAACAUUGGUAAAAUUGCAAAUGUUCUCCUCUGUGACUACUUGCAUAAAAGUGUCAUUUACACUGAGGAUACUCAUGUAUGGAAGAAACUCACAGAAGCUGACUUCAGUCACAAUGGCCUUAGGAACAUUGAUGAAUCUGUGAAACUAAUGCCCAAAUUAGAACAUCUCAAUUUAAGUAACAAUAAAAUAAGUGCCUUGGAUAAUCUUACAUCAUUACCCCAUCUUUCCCAUAUUUAUUUAUGUGCGAAUCACUUCUGUCAAAUUGAGAAUCUACAUACAAAAUUAGGAAACAUAGUUCACAUUGAUCUGUCUCAGAAUAACAUCAUGUCUUUACAAGGCUUUUCAAAGCUAUACUCGCUUGAAAGCCUGAAUUUACAGAGUAAUAAGGUUUCUGAUAUAACAGAGAUCAAAUACAUCUGUGGUUUGCCAUGUCUCGAAAAUCUUGUUCUUACAGCUAAUCCAGUUGCAAUUGUUGUGGACUAUAGAGUCAAAACAUUAGAGCAAUUUGGCAAUAGGGCAUCUGAGAUUUGCUUGGAUAAUGAGAAGCCAACCCAAAAGGAAUUGGAUACUGUUGCUGUUUUGCAGGCAAUAAGAAUUGUAAAGGAAGGCCGAACACCAACAUUUGAGACUAAAAUACAGAGCUUUGCUCAAACACCAUGAAUGAUGGUCAAGAAAUUAAAUUUGUAGUGCUUGAAAAGUUAUUAACAAUUGUUUAUGGCUUUUCAAACACUGGUAUUAUGUAAUUAACAAGUAAACUUGAAAUGUUUCUGUAUUUAUAUAAAUAUUAUAUAUAUAUUGAUAUCUGUAUAUAUGUUGUAUUUUAUUCUAUGUAAAAUGUGUACAUAUGCAAAUAUAAUAUCAUUUAUUUAAGAUAGGUGUUGUCUGUGUUUGCAUUUAUUUAAGUAAUAAUGCAGCAGGGGUACAUAACAUUUAUUGUUUAUGGCUUAAAAAUCUCUAAACAAUAAAUUGCUUAGUCAGCAGAAGUCUUUCGUAAAGAGAAACCUUAAACUGCUAAAUAGUAAAUCCUAGACCUUAUUUUCUGUUGUAAUAUUUUCUGUAAUACUUAAUGUUUCGUGGUUAAAAAUAUCAUUUACACAAUGUACACAAAGGGUUUAAAUUACUUUCCACACAACAGCAGGUGAUGGAAAUACAAGGAAUAGAAAACAUAUUUUUAAAGUUAUUAUUUAUCCUGAAUUCCUUUUUUGUUAUGAAUGUCUUAAAAACCCAAUAAAUCUUUCUUUUUGGAUUAUUAUUUACAUAGUUUUUACACCUUUGUGUACAUAGCAUCCUACAUUUUCAGAACAUUACUGAUUUUUUUCCUGAAGAACUUUAAAAUUUGGUCACAUUCAGUUAGUUAUAGCACAUAUUACCUACUUCAGUAAUAUUUGUUUCUUUUCUUUAAGGUUUUGGGAAAGCAUGUUCAUUUUUAGAAAAUACUCAUGGAUUGUAAACACACACACACUCCUGGUUUCAGUGUUGUUGGAUUUUCCAAUGGAUGAACUGCCAGAACUAGGGUGAAUAGACCUUAGUUUUGCUUGAAAUAAGUGAGCAAAUAUUAUGAUUAAUAAGAUUAGUACUGUAAAACUUAUGUAACAAAACUUGGAUUUAUUUGUGAAAUUCAGCUCUAGUUUGAUGCUUAACUGACAAAUGUUAAUCACAAGCUUUUGUUGUGACUGUUUUAUUGUAUUUGAAAAGAAAAAUUUCAUGAAAAUUAUUAAUUGAUCCUAUUAAAAGAGACCAGACAUUUUUUCGCAAGAUAACAUAGGUGAAUUAGUCUAUAAAAGUUCAGCAAUUUUUUGGAUUGUUGAAUGAAAUCAUAUUUUGCUCCAAACAUUAAUUUACAGUUACUUCUACAGUGUUUCACUUGAUUAUCUGAGUAUUAAUAUAGUAUUUGUCUAUGUGUGUGUGUAUAUAUAUCUAUAUAUAUUUGUCUGGUAUAAAGAGAGAUUGUCAAGAUAAAAAUAAGAGCUUCUUUUCAAUAACAGUCAAUUGCAUUAUUUUCAGUUUUUGAGAGAUAGUGUAUUUCAAUGGUAAGGGUGGGGUAUUUCAAUGAAAAGAUGGCAAAAUAAUAAAGAAAAGAAAAAAUAUUUAUUGUAGGAAUGAAAACAAUACACCAUCCUGCCAAUAAUAAUCCCCUGCAGAUUGAAAAUUAUGAAACAAAAAUGGGUUGUGUCCAUAAGAUUUGAGUUCUGCUGAUUAUGCAUCAAUAAAAAUCUUGUUUGAGAAAAUUUAACUGCUGGCAGUUUACUGAAGCAUCAAAGGAGGAUGGCUUAUACAUUCAUGUGCCAAUGAGAUUAUUUUCCAAGUAAAUUCCUACAAUAAAUAUGAUGAAGGGGACAAACUCUUUUUGUGACCAAUAUACUUGUUCCUAAAAUUUUUAAAUGCCAUAAGAAAAAAUGUGUAAUCGUAUGAUUAUGUGCUCCUGCUUUCCACAUAUUACCUAGUAGUGUUUUUGUGUAGUAUGCCAUAAAAUGUUAAAAGGUAAUUAUUUCUAAUAUCAAAGCUAUUGAGAUUACUACUUUGUUUGCUGUUCAAGAGUAUUAAAUUAUGAACUACGAAAAAUACAAAUGAAUAAGUAUAAAAUAAAGUAUUAAUUAAAUUUGGGAAAUUUUCAUCAUGUUACAUUAAAGUUGUCAUAAUAAUUUUCACCUAUGUUUUGUGUAAUUGUUUUAUUAUUAUGGGCACACUUCAUGAUUUAUCAAUUCUUUGUUUUCCAUUUCUUCAGCUGUAUAUUAGCAAAUCUUUAUGAGUAAAAAACCAUUAAGUAAUUAUGACUGUCUUGCAGAUUAACAUUUUUAUUCACAGUACUAAUGAUUUAUUUCUUGUGUGAAAUAGUUAUUCUCACUUGAUUUCAUUUUGUCUCGAUGAAAUUACUUAAUUGUACUUUAUCUCUCCUCUUCAUUUGUAUUUCUCUUAUUUUGUAAUUUAAUAUUUUAAAUUGUAUUGAGUGACAAUGAAGCCAGUCAGUAUUUUUAUAAUUACUCUUUGUUGUUACCUCUGUAAUAACAAUGAUUUAGAGUGGUGUUAAUUAAUUAGUAUUCUUUCAAAAAAUCCAUUUAGCAGUGGAUUUUACUGGUAUUAAAAUGACAAUAAACAUACCACUUUUAAUUGCACAAUUAAUAUUCUUAUACAUUUGUUGAGAUUUAUUCCAUUGUUAUUUUAAAGACCUCAAAUAAAUAUUGAUAAAGUAAUGUUUAUAAGUGGUUUGAUUGCUUAAUUCCUUUGAUUGUAGGAUAUAAGUAUUUCUAAGGAGUAAUGAUAUUUUUUAAACAUUUGAGCCCAUUCUGAGUUCAGUAAAGAUAAAAUGGAUCUGGAAGAAAUGUGUUAGAAAAUACUUUGUAUAUGUGGUCGACCUCUAUUAACAUUUCACUUUUUGUAAAUUGUUAUUUUAAAAGAAGUAUUAGCUUCACACUGGAUCCUAACAUAGAAUAACAAGUGUCUGAACUGUGCUUAACUGCAUUGUACAUUUGUUUUUGUGUACGAGUAAAUAUUCCAAUAUUGUUAAGUGGUGAUAUUAAAUUUGACAGGAAAUCAAGUAAUCACUUGAAUUGCAUCAAAUUCACAUUAUAACUCUCUAUUCUUUGAAUUUUGUUUUACAUAGAUUUUGAAACACUUUUAGUAUCUAUAUCUAUGCCAUCGAGUAGGGGUUCCCCAGAUCAAAAUGUCCAAAUGUAAUUGGAAGUUCAAGAAGAUAUCAUUUUGUAUCACAAUGCUAAAACAUUACUUGGGCUCCAGCUGUUCCUAGUCUGCCCUCACCUGUCUACUGAUGUCUAAACUUCACCUGGCCAUGCAAAUUUUAGGUUCCUGACCUGAAAUCUUGGUCUAUUGGGUCUAGAACAUCAUUUCUGUGUUAGGCAUGAUUUAAUGUGUUUUACGAGUGUAAAACA